AUGGCUGAAGCACUCGCCUGCCAACCUCUUGACACCAUCAAAGUCCGAAUGCAGCUUUCCCGUUCGGGGAGGAUACCAGGGACGAAACCUCGAGGGUUCAUUGCCACUGGUGCACAGAUUGUUCAGCGAGAGACCCCUCUGGCGCUCUACAAAGGUCUGGGUGCCGUCCUUAGUGGUAUCAUACCCAAGAUGGCGAUCCGUUUUGCGUCCUUUGAGACUUACAAGGGUCUCCUUGCGGACCGUCAAACGGGGAAAACAAGUCUGGGAGGCAUUUUCCUUGCUGGUCUGGGCGCAGGCACGACCGAGGCCGUCCUCGUCGUUACGCCGAUGGAAGUUGUUAAAAUCAGAUUACAAGCCCAAUCCCACUCCCUCGCCGAUCCACUAGAAGUUCCGAAAUACAGAAAUGCUGCACAUGCAGUCUACCGUAUCGUUACCGAAGAAGGGGUGGGGACCCUGUACCGCGGGGUUAGUCUGACAGCUCUGCGACAAGCGACCAACCAAGGCGCCAAUUUCACCGCGUACCAGGAAAUCAAGAAACUCGUGCAUAGAUUGCAACCAGACAAGACUGAGUUACCGUCAUACCAACACAUGAUAAUCGGUCUUAUCAGUGGCGCUUGUGGACCCUUUUCGAAUGCGCCUAUUGACACCAUCAAAACUCGGUUGCAAAAAUCUGUCGCCAUUCCUGGGGAGUCGGCAUUGACGCGCAUAACGAAUAUCGCGACUGAUAUGUGGAAACAAGAAGGAUUCCGGUCGUUCUACAAAGGGAUUACGCCUCGUGUACUCCGUGUUGCACCAGGUCAAGCUAUCGUCUUUGCAGUGUACGAACGCAUGCGUGGGAUAAUCGAAUCUAUCAGAGGUUCUGACAUCGAGGAUCGCUAUUCUGAAUAA
Messenger RNA from Cantharellus anzutake, 888 nucleotides. Its product is annotated as putative succinate-fumarate transporter. Bases 1 to 888 code for a protein of 295 amino acids. The record is from RefSeq and is a predicted model, not a curated record. The transcript is spliced from 7 exons. Gene Ontology annotation, biological process: transmembrane transport; fumarate transport; succinate transport. NCBI's taxonomy places the organism in Eukaryota, Fungi, Basidiomycota, Agaricomycetes, Cantharellales, Hydnaceae.